CAUAAAGGCAAAGAGAGACCCACAAGUUAUCGUUGUGAUCACUGCAAGAAAGUCCUCACCACUUCAUCAGGUCUGAGAAAACAUAAGAUGAUUCACACUGGAGAUAAACCGUUCACUUGUGAUCAGUGUGGAGCAGCUUUUACCAGAAAAUAUCAUCUAAAGAUUCACCAACGUGUUCACACUGGAGAAAAACCGUUCACUUGUGAUCAGUGUGGAGCAGCUUUUACCAGAAAAUAUCAUCUAAAGAUUCACCAACGUAUUCACACUGGAGAAAAACCGUUCACUUGUGAUCAGUGUGGAGCAGCUUUUACCAGAUCAAGUGAUCUAAGGACUCACCAACGUAUUCACACUGGAGAAAAACCGUUCACUUGUGAUCAGUGUGGAGCAGCUUUUACCAGACAAGAUUGUCUAAAGAUUCACCAACGUAUUCACACUGGAGAAAAACCGUUCAGAUGUGAUCAGUGUGGAGCAGCUUUUACCACUAAAAGUAAACUAAAGAUUCACCAACGUAUUCACACUGGAGAAAAACCGUUCACUUGUGAUCAGUGUGGAGCAGCUUUUACCAGACAAGAUCAUCUAAGGAUUCACCAACGUAUUCACACUGGAGAAAAACCGUUCAGAUGUGAUCAGUGUGGAGCAGCUUUUACCACUUCAGGUGUUCUAAUGAUUCACCAACGUGUUCACACUGGAGAUAAACCGUUCACUUGUAAUCAGUGUGGAGCAGCUUUUACCACUUCAGGUGUUCUAAUGAUUCACCAACGUGUUCACACUGGAGAUAAACCGUUCAAAUGUGAUCAGUGUGGAGCAUCUUUUACCCAACAAGGCAAUCUAAGGACUCACCAACGUAUUCACACCGGAGAUAAACCAUUCAGAUGUGAACAGUGUGGAGCAUCUUUUACCAGAUCAAGUCAUCUAAGGACUCACCAACGUAUUCACACUGGAGAUAAACCGUUCAGAUGUGAUCAGUGUGGAGCAGCUUUCACUGAGUCAGGAACGCUAAAGAUUCACCAACGUAUUCACACUGGAGAUAAACCGUUUAGGUGUGAUCAGUGUGGAGCAGCUUUUACCAGAUCAAGUCAUCUAAGGACUCACCAACGUAUUCACACUGGAGAAAAACCGUUCAGAUGUGAUCAGUGUGGAGCAGCUUUUACCACAUCAAGUUAUCUAAGGACUCACCAACGUAUUCACACUGGAGAUAAACCGUUCAGAUGUGAUCAGUGUGGAGCAGCUUUUACCACAUCAAGUGAUCUAAGGACUCACCAACGUAUUCACACUGGAGAUAAACCGUUUAGAUGUGAUCAGUGUGAGGCAGCUUUUACCCAACAAAUUCAGCUAAAGAGACACCAACGUAUUCACACUGGAGAAAAACCGUUCAGAUGUGAUCAGUGUGAGGCAGCUUUUACCACAUCAAGUCAGCUAAAGAAGCACCAACGUACUCACACGAGUGAUAAACUCUAAAGAUGUGAUCAGUGUGAAGUGUGGAAUUGCAAAAAAACACCUCAGCACAGCAAAAAAAGCAAAAUAAUCAGACAACAUCAUACCUAAAACUUGAAAGACUAACAUAUGAUGCCCCCUGGACACCUCCUGGGAAGGUGUUCCUGGCAUGUCCCACCAGGAGAAGAGCCAGGACACACCGGAGGGAAUGUCUCUGGAUCCCUCCAGAAGAGCUGGAGGAAAUGUGUGGGUGAGGGAAGUC
Cololabis saira (Pacific saury) is the source of this 1696-nucleotide messenger RNA. RefSeq names its product zinc finger protein 665-like. The coding region runs from base 88 to 1458 and encodes 456 amino acids. The record is from RefSeq and is a predicted model, not a curated record. Lineage: Eukaryota; Metazoa; Chordata; Actinopteri; Beloniformes; Belonidae. Gene Ontology annotation, biological process: regulation of transcription by RNA polymerase II. Gene Ontology annotation, cellular component: nucleus. The transcript has a single exon. Gene Ontology annotation, molecular function: RNA polymerase II cis-regulatory region sequence-specific DNA binding; DNA-binding transcription factor activity, RNA polymerase II-specific.